UUGGACCGUACCAUUCGCGUAAAAUACCGGUAGUUCUGUAACAUUCGUUAUCUGCUGUGAUAUCGGAAUCCCCGUGAGUUUGAGGGCUGAAUGUGCCACAGUUCUGUGUCUGGGAGUUGAUCUUUCGCUGGAUUGUCUUAUUAAGUAAAAGAAGGUUGAGCUGCGCCGCCUCCGCCCUGAAGUUGGUUCUAUCCCAAGAUGGCGGCCACCAUGAAGAAAGCGGUUGCGGAAGAUGUGAACGUGACUUUCGAGGACCAACAGAAAAUCAACAUCUUUGCGAGAAAUACCAACCGAGUGACAGAGCUGAAGGAUGAAAUUGAAGUAAAAAAGAAACAGCUUCAGAACCUGGAAGACGCCUGCGAGGAGAUAAUGAUGCUAGAAGAUUCCCUGCUGGUUCCCUACCAGAUUGGAGACGUGUUCAUAAGUCACUCCCAGGAGGAGACUCAGGAGAUGUUGGAAGCCGCAAAGAAACAAUUGGAAGAAGAAAUCGAAUGUUUACAAUCGCGCGUAGAAUCCAUUCAGCAAGUGCUCUCCGAUCUUAAAGUCCAGCUGUAUGCCAAGUUCGGGAACAACAUCAACCUAGAGGCGGAUGAAAGUUAAAUCAUUUAUCGCAAUUUUUUUUUUAAAUAAUUUUAUUGCUUGCAAAAAUAAAAUGAACUUUUAGUUUCGGCAA
Messenger RNA from Xenopus laevis (African clawed frog), 673 nucleotides. RefSeq names its product prefoldin subunit 4 S homeolog (gene pfdn4.S). The record is from RefSeq and is a predicted model, not a curated record. The transcript has 4 exons. The coding region runs from base 199 to 600 and encodes 133 amino acids. Gene Ontology annotation, cellular component: prefoldin complex; cytoplasm. Gene Ontology annotation, biological process: protein folding. NCBI's taxonomy places the organism in Eukaryota, Metazoa, Chordata, Amphibia, Anura, Pipidae.